AUGGCUACCAUGCAACAAGUCUUCUCUGCCUACCAAAAGCGCCAAGCAGCGCUCGCAGCCAGCACAAAUCCCUACGCCCAAGGCGUCGCCUGGAUUGACGGCGAACUAGCUCCUCUCCAUGAAGCGCGCAUCCCCAUCCUAGACCAAGGCUUCAUGCACAGCGAUCUCACCUACGAUGUUCCCUCAGUCUGGGAUGGGCGCUUCUUCCGCCUAGACGACCACAUUGCCCGACUUGACGCUAGCUGCGACAAGUUGCGACUGAAGCUUCCUCUACCACGCGAGGAGAUAAAGCGUACCCUCGUCGACAUGGUUUCCAAAUCAGGCAUCCGCGAUGCCUUCGUGGAGAUCAUUGUCACUCGCGGACUGAAGGGUGUCCGAGGCACUGACCCCAAAGAUAUCGUCAACCGUAUCUAUAUGUUCAUUCAGCCUUACGUUUGGGUGAUGGAGCCCGAAGUGCAGCCUGUCGGCGGCAGUGCUAUUAUCGCGCGGACUGUGCGUCGCAACCCUCCUGGAUCGAUGGACCCGACGGUUAAGAAUCUGCAAUGGGGUGAUCUGAUCCGUGGGUUGUUCGAGGCGUCUGAUCGGGGAGCUACUUAUCCUUUCCUUACUGAUGGUGAUACGAACUUGACUGAGGGGUCUGGAUUCAAUAUUGUACUGGUGAAGGAUGGCGUGCUUUACACGCCUUCGCGCGGGGUUCUGGAAGGUAUUACGCGGAAGAGUGUAAUUGAUGCUGUGCGGGUGAAUGGGUUGGAGAUCCGCGUUGAAGUUGUCCCUGUGCAAUUGGCAUAUGAUGCAGAUGAGAUUUUCAUGUCUACGACUGCUGGUGGGAUUAUGCCCAUCACUAGUUUGGAUGAUCGGCCGGUGAAGGAUGGCAAGGUUGGGCCGAUCACGAAGAAGAUCUGGGAUACUUAUUGGGCUAUGCAUUAUGAUCCUGCUUAUAGCUUUGAGAUUGUAUAUGAGAAGGUGGCGCAGACACAGAAUGUGGCGCACCUCUGA
This is a messenger RNA of Aspergillus tubingensis, 996 nucleotides long. RefSeq names its product aminotransferase class IV. Gene Ontology annotation, biological process: carboxylic acid metabolic process. The coding region runs from base 1 to 996 and encodes 331 amino acids. The transcript has a single exon. The record is from RefSeq and is a predicted model, not a curated record. NCBI's taxonomy places the organism in Eukaryota, Fungi, Ascomycota, Eurotiomycetes, Eurotiales, Aspergillaceae. Gene Ontology annotation, molecular function: catalytic activity.